GAUGUAUCAUGGGUAAAUUGUGACAAGGCUGUCUAGGUCUCUCCUUCUGACCUGCAAAUGGUUUUGAAGAGAGUCGAGUGGACCGUUCUUUGUUCGUUAUACCCAUAUAGAUACAGGACUCAUCUUUAUAUCUGUGCCAUUGUAGCGUAUGUGACAGUUUUAGGAAUGGGAAUCGCCAUUGCGGCUACAACUCAUAGGAAUCCCGGUUUAUACCUCAUUGGAGAGGACGCGAAGUGGAAGCAAUUGAGAUUGCCCCAAAAGUAACCAGAACAUUCCCCCGAUGCAUUGUGGGUGUGUAGUGUUUGCUAACUUUCACGACAUUGCAGCAUAGACGGGCUACCUUCAUCAAGCAUGGGAUGGGAGUCCUACGGCUACGGUAUCCGGCAGCUGAUAUGGUCCAGAGUGCAUGCAAGGUCUGGGGUGUAGACCUAUCCAGUGACUAACUUGUCAGGCAGAAUGGAUCCCAUGUCUGGUUCAACAGUUAAAGCAGAGGGCUUUGUGGUCGCUCACCCCUAUGCUGGCUCACCACCCCAGGGAUGCCCCAUGCAAAAGGAGACCAAACCAAGUGCACCAUUACCACCACCAGAGUGUCCCAUGCACAAGGCGUCCACCCCGGCCCAGGUUGAGAGCACGGCCCCCCCAACAGCCCCAGCUUCAGACCAGGCAGGGCCAACACAUCAGGAUCGGGCAUACGAGUUUGUGGAGUGCCCCAUGAAAGCAGCCAACAGAGAGAAAUUUGUGUCUGACAUCGAUAUAGCAAACAUGAUGCCGCCACCCAAUCAGCAGCCUGCCCCAGGUCAGCCCUUUGACCUGUCAGUGAACAGAGAGGAGUCCCAGAUCCCCCGGGGUGGUACAGAUCAGAACUGGGUCUACCCCUCGGAACAGAUGUUCUGGAAUGCCAUGCUGAGGAAAGGAUGGCACUGGAAGGAUGAAGAUCUUGGUCAAAAAGACAUGACAAACAUCAUCAAGAUUCACAACCAGAACAAUGACCAGGCAUGGCAGGAGAUCCUCAAAUGGGAACAAUUCCAUAAGAAGGAAUGUCCAUGCGGACCCUCCCUGUUACGGUUUGGAGGCAAAGCAAAAGAAUUCACUCCUAGAGCCAGAUUUCGCCACUGGAUGGGGUAUGGCUUACCGUUUGACAGGCACGACUGGAUCGUAGACCGCUGUGGAAAGGAGGUGCGCUAUGUGAUUGACUAUUACGACGGCGGUGAGAUCAAUAAGCAGAACUUUACCAUCCUGGACGUGCGUCCUGCCUUUGACUCCCUCAGCGCCGUGUGGGACCGUAUGAGAGUGGCCUGGUGGCGCUGGACCUCCUCUUAAACCCCAACACUCCCCACACUAAUAGCCUGAUCCCAGAUCUGUAUGAUGUCAUGCCAUUCAAUGAUAGUCAGAGAAGUUGGCUAAAUCACGUACAGAUCUGGGACAAGGCUAUCUACUACCACUUAAGAUCCAUAGGGUUGAAUACCGUCUCUAUGUUCUCAUUCAUUGAUUUGAGGGAGUACUAAUGUAUUUAUUGACCAGACUCUGGCACUCUGCUAAUAACUCAACUUUUAAUUGACAGCUAGAUUGGCUUCAUUGCUUGAAGUGAACUGUUUUGAUUGACUUUGAGUCCACACACGCAAUCACAUGUAUAUUUACUCACUGUAAAAAUUGUUUGUUUGGGAGGACAUACUAAUUGGUGGCUUUUCUUUAGUGAAUCUUUUCUCCUAAGUUGAUAAAAUGGAACUGUUUGCUAUUUGUAUCCCAUAUUAUGUUUAAAGUAAAGGCAUGUUUGUAUGGUGUUGUUUUAAGUUAAAGGGAGGGCUACUGUAUUUGUGGGUUUGUAGCAUGUAUUUAAAGUGUCCCAAUGACUAAAUGCAUCAACUCCCAGGUCAAUGGAAGCAACCAUUUGGAAUGGACUCGCAAUGAAGACAAAUUGAUAAUGUAUUGUCCCAGAUAAAACAGGUUAAUGUGUA
Molecule: messenger RNA, 1955 nt
Organism: Oncorhynchus tshawytscha (Chinook salmon)
Lineage: Eukaryota; Metazoa; Chordata; Actinopteri; Salmoniformes; Salmonidae
Product: holocytochrome c-type synthase
Exons: 8
Coding region: 457-1320 (287 amino acids)
Biological process (GO): cytochrome c-heme linkage
Cellular component (GO): mitochondrion
Molecular function (GO): holocytochrome-c synthase activity
Source: RefSeq, a predicted model, not a curated record